GGAAAUCCUGGAGCCAAAGGACCUGUAGGACCAAAAGGAGAGGCUGGUCGCCGGGUAAUAAAUAAUGAUAAGAAUUCACCUCAUUUCAAGACAAAAUAAACUUUAAUUUUACAUAACUAGAUUUAUCCGUCUUGCUAAAAUUGUGUUCUUUGAGGGGUUGUAGUCAUAAAAAAGGCAUCGUUUUAGAAGCUAAAUCUGUAACGAAUUCGCACAAAAAUAGUACUUUAAUUGUUGUUGUAUUUUUUCUUUUUAAAAUUAAGUCCUUUGAGCGAUGUUCUUUUCUUGGAAUAAAUGAAAUAAAUAAUAAUAAUAAUAAUAAUAAAGAUGCCCUUUUCCCGUUUUUUUUUUCCGUUUAGCACUGUAGUACUGAACACAUUAAAGACAUUCGGUACCUCCAAUACCGGUUCCAUUUCAUCGCCAGUACUUUCGAAUUUAUUUUAAGUAAUCCAUUGUCAUUGCUGUUUCGUUCUUUGCAAGGAACGCAUUCAUUAAGGGGAACAGCCAUUAAUUACUCUUUUCAAAAAAGAUUCUCUCAAACCUUUAUAUGACAAUUUAAGGUUCGUACUGCAUGAUUGGAAUGCCAAAAUAGUCAUUAUAAAUUUCUGUUUGGACAUUUUGUUUAUCAUUUGUUUUAGGGUGCCCAGGGCUCUCAGGGCCGCACUGGACCCCCUGGUGCCAUGGGUGAACAGGUAAGAACAAUAUUGUAAACAUUACACUAUUGCAAUUUUUGCAAAAUAGCAAUCCUUAGCAAUAUUUUUAUUUAUUUUUUUUAAACAUUAUGUUGACCAAAUAGGAGGCAGCGUCGCAAGAGUGGUCAGCAGGGCGCGACUCAGAGAUUCCAGACUCGCGUUUUGCUCUGAGCAAUGACUGACUAUGUGCAAAUUGAUUUAGAAUAAGCAUGGGUGAUCCAGUUCAACCUACCAAAUUAAUUAGCCAGCAUUAAAUACCAAUACAUUAUUUUGGUGGAGUUAUGUCAUAUGCCGGCCGUCUUACUGUCAUUUGUCCAAUCUGGGCCAUAAUUUCGUUGCUGUGUCAGUUUUUUAAAGUUGCUCGGUUAUGAGUUAUAUUGACAUAUUUUCAAAUUUUUAUAUUCCUAGGGCGACCAAGGUCCUUCAGGUUUAAAUGGAGUCGACGGGUCGCCUGGCAAACGGGUAAGUACUUUCCAGGAAAUAAAGAUGCCGCUUGCGGCAUACAAGUAGCUUUAAGAUAUGUAAGCCAUGAGGAAAACUUUGAACAAUUAAGUCGAAUGGCAACAAGUUACGUUUGGUAUAUCGGGAUAUCCUACCUACGAAUAUAAUUUGACGACAGGUGAAGCUAGCCUGCCUGAGCAACUAAGUAUUCUUUCACCCUAAACAGAUAAUUUACAACUUUUUAUGUUUCAAGGGAUAUCCUGGAUCUUCUGGAAAGCCUGGUAUAAAUGGAGCUAAAGGACAACCUGUAAGUAUUACUUCGAUAAACAGUUGCGGAUCUAGUGAAGGGGUUCCACUCAUCUGUUGACCAAACCGAGGCCCACUCCUUGGAGAUCCGCGACUGAUAAAGAGAGAUCGGUUGCACCGCUAUAAAUUGAAUUGUAUUUUUUUUUUUUUGGACCUGGGCCAAUGUCGCUCAAGCUUGUAAAACAACGUUUUGGAUCAAGUAUCAGCUCAUACUUACUCAUAUAUUCCUUUUGUAUUAAACAAUGGACGGGCCAGCUACAACCAUUAAUGUUUCCUAACAUAUUUUCUCGGACAAAUUUUAAAAUGUCGUUUUCUCAAAUAAUAUACCAUCAAUUUUUCGAUAGCCCAUUCAAACGUAGUGGUCCCAAUUUUUAGUACUUACGAUACAAAUUUAGAGAAGCUGAGCAUUACGAUCCAUCAAAAGCUUUGGUCAAAAAACGAACCGUAAACUUUUAAACCAGGUGUGGUUUAACUUUUUAAGUCCACAUUUGAUUCAAACUAAUAAUUACAAAGAAAUGGUCUUCUUUACAGUAACGUAAACGCCCAAUAUCUCUUUGAUUUCAAUGGUCAUAUUUCGGAUUUCAGUCACAAACUGUACACUGCUUUUUGUUUAAUAUACCAGGGAGUUGAUGGUAGUGACGGAGAAGAUGGCGAUGCUGGAGAUCCUGGAGAAGCGGUACAAUAAUACGACAUUAAAACUCCUAUUUUUUAGAGUAGAUGUAAACUUUGGACUCAUUAGGCUCUUACCCGCUCUCUUUAUAGCAGCAAGUAUGGCACAGUUGGUUUAGGUGCGGCCUUAGUUGCGCGAUUGCUAAAAGCCGUUUCAGUUUUCAAAGUUACUUCAAGGUCCUCAAAGAUUACUAGGAGAUGACGGGCUUGUUGAUCGAAAUCAGUGUGACUGACCUUUGUGUCGAUUCGAUCGUUCAAUUUGUUUGUUUGCCUGCCCUUUGUGUCGAUCCCAGCUCUCUUGCAAUUUGUUUGUUGUAAAACAAAUUGGAUAUAAUAUAUUUAUGUCUUUUAAUGUCAACAACUGACCUUUGGCUCCACAAUCGGAAGAGAUUUCCUCUGAUAGCAACCGCGACGUUUCGACGGAUCAACAUUCGACACGAGCAGUCAAGAAGCGAUGAUUAGUGGGCGACCGAGAACAUCUUAAGGGGCUUGAAACAUGGGACGGAUGGUUGAUUUCUUCAAACAAGCACUGUUUUUGUUUUUAUACAUGUAUACUUUUUACGACUUUAAUACUUCUUUUCAAAUCUUUCCAUGAAUUUUUUUGACACCACAGUACAUUUUUCAGCAGCUAUAAGCUUUUUUUAAUAAUCCCCUACCCCCCAGCCCACGUUAAGUUACAGUCAUGUGUGUAAAUGUAUGCAAGCAUAAAUUUACAUGCACUAAGGUGACAACAAAAAGAAAUGGAGGGCAUUUUACACCUCAUGCCCUUAGUUGCGCAUGAGUAAUAAUAGAAUGUGACUUGACUUGCAACACUGAACUGAUGUCUCUAUAAAAGGUGUAAUAUGAAUGUUUCUUUCAUCCCAGGGUGAACAAGGAGAAAGAGGCUCUCCGGGAGCUGCUGGUUCUUCUGGGCCUGACGGACCCACUGGUCCCAGGGGAGAUAAGGGUGAACCAGGACUACCUGGUGAAACUGUAAGCAAUAUUUAUAACACUUUGUGAGUUGAAUGCGAGUCUUUAUUAUUUAAUAAUGCCACUCAUUAAUAUCUUGAAAGAGAAGAGCACACUGUACGAAAAUAUGUGGAUGUCAAAAAAAGCAAAAACACUUACUUCAAUCGUAACUCAUUCGUUUGCUUGUGUUGAAUUUACAUGGGUGGUUCGUUUUCACGUACAACAAUUAACUCUUGUCUAAACCUUUUUUGCAGCCAAGGAACGAAGAGCCACACGAAUUUUUUUUAUUUAACCAUAACCUUGCAUUUAAUCUAGUCACAUGGCGUCAAUACCAGUCUUAGGACUCACUAGAUAUAACAACUUAACUUAUUCUUUCAGGGUGAUGCUGGUCUUAACGCUGCAGAUGGAAAAAGAGGAGCUCAGGGACUACGAGUAAGUAUUGCUUUAUUCUUGAAUAAAAGAUAACAAGCCUCUUUUUCAGCCAGUCAGAAGCUAGUACAAGUACCAAUCGUGAUUUUCUCGCUUUUUUUCUGCAAGCCCACACGUUUUCGUGGCGUCGUAAACAUUUAUUAUCGGCAGUUGAUUAGAAUUUGAUUGGCCCAUUUGAAUUUUUGCACCUGUUGCAAUUUGCAAUAAGGUGAUGACCAUGGUUUUGCUUUGGCAUUGUUACAAUUAUAAAUUCAAGACCACUCUGGUCGUGACGGAUUAAACACCCCGAAUAAAUUCUAAAUCUUAGACUUCUAAGACCAAUUUCCAUUAAUUUUUUCUCCCGUAGGGUUCUAAAGGAGAGCAAGGAGAUGUUGGUGAGAACGGAACCAAAGGAGAAAAGGUAAUCAACAAGCUCCUGAAAGAAACCCAGUUUCCUUAUUUUUCUGAGUUCGACAGGUUAGUCCGCACCUAAGAAAGAUGCGUCGAGGCGUACUUUGUUUGAUACACAAGGGAUUUAAACCAUUCAUCCAAAAAAUAGCAUAUUCUUUUGAAUCAGGGUUGAAUUCUGGCGUUAAAGUGCGGGACAAAAAUAUUUCCGAAGGCAUCUUUUCUUCUACAUCAGGUAAAAAGCUCUUCUCACUCCCUUUCUCUGGGACCAAAAACAUUUUUUAAAGGAGGAAGGAAUACACUGACAAGGGUGACUUGAAUUACGAACAAAGAUUGCGUCUCUACUUAAAUUAGGGUUUCUGCGAAGCAGGGUGAGGUUUGCAGAGUCAGCACAGAAACCAGGUGACUCAAUGAAAAACUAUCAGUUCAGACUACGGAAAGCGAAAACUGAAUUCUGAACCGAGUUGUUGAGUCAGUCAGCCGCUCAUAAAAUUUAAAUUGGCCCAAGCGAACUUUGGUUGGAUUCCCUUGUUUGAUCUUUGUGCGUAGUCUUACUAUAAUAACCCACAGCUUGUAAUAGAUCAAGUUAACUAUUACCAGCUGACAAAUGACGUUUUGGGACCAUCUACAAAAUUUAAAAAAAACCUGGCUGAAAUAAUAACCGAAAAUUGAGUAUUCGCGUAGACCUUUAACUUGGGCACAAAACAGGGAAUUUUUUCAAGCUAAUGGAGGUUUAUAAUUAUCAUGUUUACAGGGUGAUUUUGGCUACUCUGGUAAACCUGGACAGUUUGGUCGUCCCGGUGCAGAGGUAAACAACUACUUUUUUCAUGCUUCAUAAUAAUUUUUCCCUAAGCAAACUCCCUUAAAUAAAGGAACAUGAGUGUGGGAAAAUUUGGCGAAAAUACAGGAGGAAAAACUAUUUCCCACCCCCUUUUAACCGCAUGCUCACGGCGAAAAAAAAAGUGAAAAAGAAAUUUUUAUGCUCAACACCUGUCACAACAAUGGCUAUGCUGAUAAUUAUCCCUGUUAUAUGGCUGCGUGCACUGCCAGUUGUAAACAACAUCGCUCUAUAGCACUGGGGUGAUUGCUCAAGAGCCUCGUUGAUUAUUUUCGGUUCAAUUCCCGAGUUUUUAACAAUAUUUUAUUUUAUUUAUUUUAUUUUUUUAUUUUAUUUUUUAUGGACGGCAAUAUUUCUUUUAGUAAUAAUAGUGUGGCAAAUAGAAAACUGGGGUGUUUUGUUUUUAUAACAGUGAGAAAUUUCUCACAUGCCUAAUUUCCUGCAAAACUCCGCAAUAAAAUGACCCGUGUAUACAAAGAAAGAGGGAAAAAGGACAUCCGUGACCACCGCGCCACUUCCAUCGUUAUACUCUUAUUGACAAUAGCUCUCGACCAAUGAGCGCGUGAAAAUAUCUAAAAUUAUUGUAAAAACGAAGUACUGAAGUGGGUUGAAUAGUACUAUUGACUAACUUAUGGCUAUAUAUACUCACAAACGCGUGCUGGAAAGUGAACAUGUACACUUUUGAAUUAUCCCUGUAAUUCCUAAAUAGACUCCUUUUUACUUCUUUUUUUCAGGGUGUGGCAGGCGAUGCUGGGCAAAAUGGAACCGUUGGUCCACCAGGUCCGCAGGUUCGUCACAUUUCAUUUUGUUUCCACGAAGGAUGCUGAGUUACUGUUGCUUUUAGCUGAUAUUCAGUUUAAUUCAUCAAAGCUAUAAAAAGCAGGGAACUUCUACAUGUCUGUUUUUAUUAGUUAUGUGUUUCUUUUAAAGGGCUCUAGUGGGGCACAGGGUCCGCCCGGCCCACAAGGUGAUCCAGGACAGAUGGUAAGUAAUGUGUAGAAUAAUGGUGGAAUUUCAUUGCCCAAUAUACCUAUAACUAUGAAUGGAUAUGUUGCAAAGUUGCUUCCCUUGUAGAAACGUUCUUUGCAGACUGAGUGCAAAUGUUUUAGGCACUAAAGAUAUGCCUCUUCAGACCCAGCACUCGCUCUUCUUAUUAGAAUUUUCAGGAUCUUUAAAGGAACUUGUGUUAGGUAGAUAUGUAGAUGGUUUCAGGAAAAUAUUGCUGUUCCUUCAGUUAAUUUUUUUUCUGUAUCUGUGUAGGCAUAGUCAUGCAAAAUGCAACCAUUGUGUCCCAUAGCUAAGUGGUUCCUUUGUAAGAAGCGGAUACCCCAUACUUACCGCUACGAGUACUGAAAAUUUAUCCGUUCCCGUAACUAGUCAAGAAACGGUGUAAACUCCCACUUAAACGUUCUUGGGGCUUCGUAAUGCGUUCCAUUCCUACUUUAGAACGUAUAUGUGGGAGGCUAGAAAUGGUGUACUUGACGUCUCUAAUUGUAUUCGUCUCGGAAAAGGUUGGCUGCACUAUUGUUUUGGGUGGUGCCAUGUACUUUGUUUAUCUUCAAGCAAAACAUAAUCCUUCAUAUUCUGCCUCAUUUUUUGGAAUUACAAGGAGAUUAAUUUGCAAGUGUUGACAACAUAUUAACAGUUACUGUUUUUACUACCACAGGGAACACCGGGACCCCAAGGAAAUCCUGGCACCCCGGUAAGUUCAUCAGUUUAUCUACCAUAUGUUGUUAAGUAAAGACCCUAAGAAGUGAUACGAAGGUUUUUUCGUAAAAGGGAGCAGGAACAAGUUGCUAAAAGAAUCCUUAACUCCAUUGGUCACAAAUCCUGGACAUCACUAGUGGGUAAAAAGUGAUCGCAGGAGUUCAAAUUGAUCUACUUUUCAACUUCUUGUUGAGAAAUUUUGGAAUGUUUUUUUAGCGUGAUUUAUUGUUUAAAAAAAACCACAGGGUUCGCACAGGUCAUAGAAAACCUGGAAAGAUAUGAAAUUUAAGAAUUGUAUUUUCAGGGCCUGGAAAGUCAUGGAAAAUAAAAGUUAUGUUCGGUAGAUGUGAAAGCAAGGAGAAUAUAAAUUAGAGAUGUCGAGUAAUUAAACAGUGCGAACAGCGCUUAGUUUAGUGGACACCAGAGUUCAUGUCUGUUGAACUGAGUUAAGUCAAAAAUUAUCCAGAAACAAGAAAAGUUUGGAAAAUUUUGUAGAAUAACAGUUUGACCUUACGGGUCAUCGAUAACUUGGAAAGGUCAUGGAAAAAGUCAUGAAAACUCAAACGACUUUAAAGAGUUCAAAAAAGUUUGAAACCUGUGUAAAUCCUCAAGUGCCACGUCUCCUUAAUGACCUUUGUCUACCUGCCUGAAAUUGACUUUUGUAUGUUUCUUUCCCUGUUACUUUCCAGGGUGAUCGUGGAACAACGGUAAGGUUCCUAUUAUCAUCGUCAUCAAGCAAAACAUUACCAUUUUUUCUUUUUCUGUUUUCGUUUGUAUGUUUUUUUUUCAACUCAGUUGUCGUUAUUUAGUUUAACCAUUUUCUAUUCUUUCGUUGCAUACGAAAAGAAAUAAAAAUCAAAUCAACUUUUGAGGCAGUUUACUAAAUUUUGAAGUCAUAUCUAUUGAUUACCUAUGAUAUUUUGUGCUAGUUGUGAGGUUCAGUCUCCUUCGAUUUACUUAAAAAUACAUGACCAAUAUUGAUAAAAAAUAAAACUCCGAUUAACUGAAUAAUUUAAAAAUUUUUUCUUUUCGAUUUUUCAGGGCACAGAAGGAUUACAGGUGUGUUCUUGUUUCACUAACACAAAGUUCAUUGGUAAUAGGGGAUAAUGUAACUUUUUUCCUGUAAAAGAGAUCAACAAAUUUACUUGGGAUUUCCCUGCCAGCAGAGGUCUCUCAUGACGAGGCAAAAAUGAGAGAAAGGAGAGAGACAGGUCUCUCUCCUUUCUCUCAUUUUUGCCUCGUCGUGAGAGACCUCUGCUAGCAGGGAAACUUGGGAUGUGCAAAAAUAAAAAAACAAAGGCGAAAAAAAAAAAACCAACCAAAUUUGUCUUUGAACUAGCAGCCUUUAGAGUUCGCUUACCUUUUAAACGGAGGUUCGCCCCAGUCCUUUGCAGCGAAUUGGCCAGUAGUAGCUGAGAAAUUGAGCUAAAUUGAAUAUGCUGAAAGUCAAUUGACAACUGAGACUGGAGCACCUAUGCAGGCCCUCUUUACAGAAGGAAACGUUUUAUUUGCUUGAAUUUAAGCAUUCCAGUCUGAAAUUCGGUUACUAUAGUCGUUGUUCGGUGGGCCAAUAUCUACUCUUGAAAUAACUCUAAAGGAAGAGCAAGAACUUAAAGAAAUAAUGAAGCUUUACCGACCAAGAGAAACCACAGUGCUUAUGAAUAUGGACCUUCCAGAACAUCGCAGAGAAAUGAAUCCAACUGAGAAAUUACAAAAAUAAUAAAAAAUACAUUUCGAAGUGCCCGGAAGUUACGGCACUAGAGGCCUUCUCUUGAUUAAAUACGGGAGGUUUCGCAUUGAUACGAUUUGUUAUUGGUUUAAAAAACCUCGCGUCGAUUUUUUUCAGCCAGUCAAUACUUUUCACACUCGUUAACCUGCGCCUACUGUCGGUUGCAUGUAAUCGCUGAGACAUUAUAUUGCUUCAUCAGUGCAUUAGACUGAGUUAUAAGUUUGGGUUUUAUGUCUUGACACCCGUAUUAAAGAGGAUAAUACAUCGACUGUCAUUUUAUUAACAAAUGCGUUUUUUUAGGGACCUCCUGGACCACCCGGACCUCCCGGACCUCCGGUAAUUCUGAUAUUUUUGGGAUUGUAGUUAGCGAAUUGUUCUUGGAAUGAAUUCUUAGAGACCACAUUUAACUGAAGUAACAAAGAAAAGGGAAAAUUUGUCGGCAAGUGUUUACUUAUAUAUUCUAUAAAAGAUGUUGCAUUGGGGAGUUUACGCCGUAGUGUGCAUUGACAACAGAGAAAUGAUCCAAGUGCACAUUUGAUAUUAGGGAGCUUAAGCAACAACGACGAUGCAGGCGACGGUGACGGUGACGGCGACGGCGACGAAAACGUCACUGGUAAAGUGAAUUCGCACUACUUCAAACUUUAUCGCGCUUAUUCCACUUCGUUUAAUUCGUCAAAUGUUGGCAAAUUUUGUCGGAGUUGAAUUCCAAACGACUGCAUCGCAUUUCAAGAAAAGAAAAAGAAAGUCCAUCCUAUAGAUAAUACAUUACUUGUACAAAAUCAAAUUAGUACAAGAUUGAUUAGACUACGUGUACAUAAUAAGAAAAAAAGAAAGUUAGAAAGGAGAAGGGCACAUUAUAGAAAACUAAUUAUGGCCCUUUAACAGGAUUGACUUUAUUCUAAUAUAGCUUUGUUAUUCAUUAAAACGCAAACUAGCCAGCUUUAAAAGACGCGGCCAUCAUCAUCGCUGACCGCAGUGUUCACAUUCUCAACAAAACGUGAAAUUAGGCAUUUUCACGUCGUAGUGGUGCAACGAAGGCUAAGAAAUGUACAAAAAAGCGUGAUGCACGUGCAAAGUUUUGUGCUAAUAUAAAUCAUUGCUUUUUUGCCGCUCUCGUUGCCGUCGCCGUCGUCGUUGCUUAUACUCCCUAUAGUUACUAAUCAGUACUAUAUAUUUUGGUACACCUUUAGAUGUAGAAAAUGUAAAAGAGGACAGGCCCCUAAUUUUGUCAUCUGUCUUUUUCUGAAUCAAAGUUUGAUCUUCUCACACUCGGGUAUUAUCUUUGUGAUGAAGCUUUGAAUGUGUCGACAAAACGCUUUCGCCUUACCACUUUGAGCUCGCGCGUAAAUUAGCGAAAGUGAGGCAAUUAGUUAGUAAACAACAAGAAAAAGCAGUAAAACACCGAGAUCAGUAUUUUGGAGUUGAUUGGGUACCUUAUUUUUUUGUUUUGCUUUUCUUCCUUCAGGGCACUCCUGGAAGCUACCUUGUUAGUUCCAUGGUAGGCGUUUUAUUAAUUUCGUCUCUACGAAUUUCUGUAAAAAUUCUUUAUCAGACAAGCUGACGUGACAGAAAAACAUAUACACACUUUGUCAGCGCUAUCACCGUCAUCAUCAUUCUCAUCAUUAUCAUCACAUCAUCAUCAUCAAAUUAUUGCCAGACGAAGUCUCGAGAGUUAAAGCUUGUGCACUCUUGUCAAUCAGUGGUGUUGCUGCAACGUCUUGUGUGACUGCGCAGACCAAUGGCAGUCCCUACUGCACACGGCGCAGAUGAAGAUGGAGGAGGCCGGGCAGCGUGGAGCUGUUUUUGAGGCGAGCGCGCUUCUCUUCAUCUUUCUGGUGACGUUUUACGUCAGCUUUCGUAAUUACCUCAUUCUUUGACCGUCUCCAGCAGGCACGAUGACACGAGGCAUCUUCAAAGUUGUUUGGAUGAAUUUCGCAUGCUUUGAGGUCACGUUUGCUCGCGUCCUUGAACCGCAGAACCAGGCGCCCGACUUUCCUGACUCCUGUCUUCAAUUGCCCGUAUAGAAAUUCCUUGGGGAUGCGUCCAUCAUCCAUUCGAUGAACAUGCCCGAGCCAUCUCAGUCGGCGCUGACUGAGAAUGGAGUGCAUGCUGGGGGUUCCAGUACGUGACAGCAUUUCACUGUUGGUGAUAUGGUCCUGCCACUUGAAGCCGAGGAUGCGCCUGAGAAAUGGCAGAUGGAAAGUGUUCAAGUGGUGUUUCUGUCCUAUGUAGGUGACUAAAUUUCACUGCCACGGAACAACUUGCUGAGAACUCAUGCCAAAGUACACAGUGCAUGUGAUGAUGAUCGUUACCAACACAUCAUCAUUAUAUCUGUAUGAACAAAACAACAACGACAACAACAAAAACCACUUUGACAUUAACAAAUGGCACAGUUUUUAAUCCUGUCUUUAUUGUGGUCAUCGUCAUCAUCAUUAUUAUUAAAAAUACCGUUCUUUGUUCUUCACUUGUAGCUGACAGGAAGCGCCGACAAGGGUCCCCCGCCGAACUAUCGUUUGUAUUCCAGUUCAAAGGUAAUAUUUCUAGCAAAGCAAUGAAGCAAAUAAAUAUAUCAACAAAAAAGAUUUUAUGCGUGAUUUUAAUGGUCGCCGCACAUUCACAGCGUCAAUCCUUGUCGACCCCAUCCAAGCCGAAUUUAAAAAUGAAAGUGGAAACCGGAAUACCCAAAGAAAAUUAAAACCCAGUCACAUUGGUAGACAAACGGGUUCACAAGUACUCUCGCCAACUCGCCUCCUGUGCUAAAUAGACAUAUUAUAUAUUUAUCAAGGCCUGGAAAUAAUCACAGUGCAGUUCUUAUUUUCCGUUGUGGAAGCGUGUUUUACUCACAAAUGCACCGCUUCGCACUUAACCAUACCAAUAAAGAUCUUGUUGUGUGUGAAAGUUCUGCGUGGCGUUAUAUUGGGCAAGACAGACACUAAGACAGGAAUGCAAUAACCCAGUUUUUGCGGAAAAAUCGAUAAAAAAUAAGUAGGUCGGUGAAUAAUCCACGACUAUAAUACCAGACAACUAAGUGCUUGAUGAAUAGGCGUCUUUGGGUGGGGAGGGGGGGCAGGGAGGUUAGCAUUCAGAGACGUCUACUGCGGUAGCUUAAAUAUUAGAAGCUUUGUGAAGUAAUUGGGUUCGUCGUUAUCUAAGUUCAGCCACUGGGGGGUUAUCUCAGUCGGUAGAGCAUCAUACAGCAGAGCGGGGAGAUCAUACGUCUGAUCUCCAGGUUGUGGACCAGUACUCAGGGUGACGAAGCCUUUUUGCCCUGCAAACGCCCAGACCCUCCUAUUGCUCGGAUGACCUCGUCUUUUUCAAUAGCAGACGAGAAAACAGUGACCUUAGUGGUCCAUUGUGCAUUAAAUAAAGGAAAGUUGGUAACAUCUUUUUUUCCCUUUUUACAGAGAGAGCUAUCCAAAGAGCCAUCUGGUUUAGAGGUAGGCGGGUCUUAUACGAACCAAAAGCCAAUAUUGGUCUGAUAGUCUUAACAAAACACUGCUUUCUUUCUUUCUGUAACUCUCUGCUGAUUUAUUACUUUCAGAAUCCUGUCAUGAAAAAGAUCUUAGAUGCUUACUCAAAUCAGAAAAACAAUUACAAACGACAGAAAGGCAGCAAAUUUCAUCCUGCCCGAUCCUGCAGAGAUAUUCAGCUCGACAGCAAAGUCAGGGUGGAGAGUGGUGAGUGAAGCCUGUAAAACAGCUUUCAGGAGAUGAUGUAGAGUACUUUCAACAACUAAUAAGUCCAGGUUAUUCCAACUCGCUUACUUUGUCAAAUGUAAGUGAACUCUCCCUUGUUGAAUUCCUAAGAACGGUUUUCGAGUUCAGAAAGAGUACUAUCGUUGUUUGUUUAGUCGCGUCCCCCAUAAAGCGUAAAAUUUAGGCAUUUUCACGCCGAAGUCGUGCAUUGACGACAAAGAAAUGAACAAAAAAGCCUGAUGCACGUGCACGUGUUGUUUUGCUUAUUAACCCUUUAAGAUCCAAUAGUGAUCAACGUCAAUUUUCUCCUAACAAAAUCCUUACAAAGUCAAGAGAUAAGGUUAUGAGAGUUGAUAAAUGUUCACCAAAGAGAAAAUACCUUGAUCUAUUAUCAAAUUCUCUCAACAUAUUCUUUAAGGAAAUAUAUAGAGACCGGUUAGGAGAAUUUGUAUGUUGGUGUUGGGGCUUAAAGGGUUAAACCUAUUGCUUUUAUGACGUCCCUGUUGACGUCCCAUCAUCGGAUCGUAAAAGAGAGUUUUAUGGCCUGUUUACAUAGAGGUGGGGGACCCCAGAUAGGUGAGGUAACAUGUGGCGGGUCACCCCACCUAUCAUGUAAAUGUAUUCAAAUUAAAAAUCAUUAUGAGAGAUCAUAUGGACAGGCGGGUAACCUCACCUAAGCGGAUUACCUCACCUACGUUGGGUCCCCUACCUCCAUGUAAACGGGCCCUUAGAUGCUUCGACGGAGCCGGCAACGGGAACGUCUAAAAAAGAUAUAGAUUUCGUGAGCAAAACAACACCAUCUAUGGUACAGUUCGUUGCCUCCCUUGCACGAGCAUGAGGUAAAAUCUCCUUGUGUGAUGUAUUACAGAGGACGUAAACAUAAGAUGACGAAUUUUUCUUUCUCUUUCUGAACUUGGGUGUGGUUCCCAAUAAUUCAACUCCAGGAAAACUCAUCUAGGUGAUUCGACAUCUUAAGCGAGUUUAAAUAAACGCGACAAAGUCUCGGAAAAAAUCGCGAAUCGGUUUUAGCAGCGAUGUUCUCGCUGCCGCCUCCGUCGUCGUUUCUAGGUGAGCAGAUCUACUGAACAAGCCAAGCACAAACGACUUAAAAGACACCAUCGAUUACAUAAGCACACUAACGUGCACACCUGGGUUAAGGUGAGAGGAAGCAGUUGGUAUAGAAACUGCCGGUAUCUAAGACCUAUAAAUAAUACAAAUCAGCAAGGAAACGACAGUUUUUACGCUUUAGCGGUUGAACUUAACGCCAGUAGUGAUAUUCGAACCAGUUGAAAUACAUCCGUGAAGAGAGAUGAUCAAUGUUACGGUACGCUUGCAGAACCAAAACUAUUUGAAAUAACUGUAUAUCCCAUUCCCUGCUAGUAGUAUAGUAGAGACCGAAUGAACCUUUGUUUUAAGUGGAAUCUCAGUAGUGUGAAGUGGAAUGCAUUAACGCCGUUGACAUCAUUGGCCUUUGUCUCUAUUCCAUGAAUAAAAUGAGGAGGAAUCUUUUUAUCUUUCCUUUUUUGCAUUUCUGAUACAAUAGAAACAGUAUCACCAACGUAACAUCAACAAUAUCAUAAAACCGCCUGAGACGGAUAAUCUGUUUCUAGCUUGGAAAUGGCCAGUUAUGUCGGUAAAGUUCCUAACCGUGUGAAUGAUGUUGUUACACAGGCUACUACUGGAUAGAUCCCAAUGAGGGCUGCAUAGACGAUGCAGAAUAUAUUUACUGUGACUUUGAGAACAAGAGAGCUUGUGUCGACCCAAAGAAAGAAAAUGUAAGUCAAGUAUCUAAAACAAUAUUAACAUUAUUGGACCCGUUUGGACACACGAAUAACUGCCAGCAAUUAGGACAGUACUAGAUUGGCCUGAGUAUGUUUUAAAGAAUUAUACGGAUAAGGCCUUCCUUGCACGCAUAAUUCUUCAUUCUGUCAGCAGUUAUGGAAGACACUCACGUCCUUCCACUUCCCUCGCGAACUCUCUUCUUACUCGAGAGAGUGAGAUCUAUAGAGAGGAGAAUUUGUUACGUCACGUUGCCAUGGAAGUAAAAUUUUUCGAUCUCAGCAAACUGUGGUCCUGCAAAAAUGGCCGAAAAAAGCGAAAAACUUGACAUGUAUGUCUUUUCUGUGCAAAUGAUAGCUUUCAGGACCAAAACGGUAGCCCAUGCAACGUUGCAAUGGCCGUCUCUUCCAACAAAGUUUGCUGAGAUCCAUAACUUUUGCUACCAUGGAACCGUGACGUCACACCUCCUCUCUCUUGCCAAGACGAUCUGCGGGUGCUAGUGUGAACAUACCCCAAUAGGUAUAGGAAUACUUAAGCAAUUGUGAGCGUCCGGAAGAAACAUUUGACCUCGCCUGUACUUUUUCAUGUUUUAUUUCUAGUCAAACCUCGUUAAUACGGACUCUGAAGGGACCACAGUAAGUGUCCGUAUUAACGGGUGUCCGUAUUAAGCGGUUCAUUUAUUAAAGUCAAAGACCCCUUUUACGUGAACAAAAUACCAAAUAAAUGUAGUAAAGGAGGACAUAAGCAUCGUCAAGUCAACGUCUCUAACCUUCACAAAGCCGUCAUUACGCGGUUUAAGUCCACGGAAACACUUAAAAAUCGCUCAUUUGCGGUAAUACUUAAUCAAAACCCUUCUCUGCAUAACUCGUUUGAUGCCAAAAAUUGACGUGUACAAAUCAUCCUAUCCAGUAUGUGGUAGCGCUGGGAACAUCGACGUACUGUCAACUGAAGGAUUUUCUACCUUCAAUGAGGAAAGGUCUAUUACAACACACAGUUGAUUAUGAAGUGUCCCCAUUAGAGAGGCUGGCAUUCUGUGAGGAUCGGGCAAGAAAUAAGUGUCCGUUGUCCACAUAAACGGGUGUCCGUAUAAAGCGGGUUGAAUUUAGAGAAAAUGUAAGGGAUUUCCCAAGUAUUAUGCGGGUGUCCGUAAAACGAGGUUCCACUGUAUUUUAUAUAUUUAUAUAUUUAUUUAUUUAUGUGUGUACAGAUCACAAUUGAAGACGCCCAGGCUCAGCAAUGGAUCAGCGAAAUUCACCCAGAUGUCCAACUGGUGAGUAAUAUGGAUUCGAUAUCUUUUUUCGUGCGUGUGUGUGUGUGUGUUUUAUUUAACCUUAAUUUCUCGAUGGCUGCUCAGGAACAUUGGCACGUGCCUUUCUAAACUUCGCGAAACCAGUACCAUAUUACGAUACCCUGGGUGCCAGAGACUUUUUAAGCGCGGUUUUGGUCUCUUCACCGCUCGUGGCUUCGGGCUUCGGCCGAAGAUCUGUCGGCCUCCGAAAUCGAAACCCAGGGUAGGGUAAUACGUUCAAUAAACAGCAACAAAGAGUAGAUGGAAAGGAAGGGAUCGAAACAACGCGAACAACAAGCCAGUGAGUUUCUUUAUUUCGAGAGGUUCUAUCUGUUUAGGCUGCGGUUGAACAACUUGUGCGUUGUUGGAUAUUGUUUGAUCGUGUUUGCAUUAACUUGCGUGACCUUACAAAAAGAAUACCAUCAAAUGUUGGACUGAUGUUUGUUUGACUAACCUUUUAACGGAUCUUGUGGAGAUGCCAUAUUCUACAAUUUUUCCAUGAGCCUUUGUAGGAAAAGAGUUGACUAGAACGAAUCUCGAAUCAAACAAGGCAGAAUUGAAUAAAAAUAUUGUUUAUCAAAGUCUCAGUCUUCGAAUUCGCUUUCACCCAAUUUAUUAAUUUUACAAAACAUCCUCUAUAUUUGAGCAGGAUCCGGAUUGUAGGCCAGUCCAGAUUCACACACAUUUCAUACAGGGUCAAAUUAGAGAUAAUAGCAGAAAACUGGGAUCCAUUGAAUCAAGAGAAAGCUAGAAAUGCAUCAUCCUAGGUUGAGAAUUUAAUAAAAUAUGAUACACCAUGAUUUUGCCCCAAAUACAUAGAAGAAUUUAAAAUCGCUUCAGCCCUGUUUGGUCGUCAAUAGAGAUCUAACAAAAAUUUUCCAAAGGAGAGUGUCCUUAGGAAGUGCUCCCGCUCCCUCCUCACUGCCAGUGUUUUUUUGAUCUUGAAGUUUCAAUACAAAAUGGACCCUGCACAGAUGAAGUUCUUGAGACUACUGAGCAUGCGUAUCACUCAAAAUAUCACGUAUCACUGCUAUAAUUCUCGCGCAUGGGAAGAGGAAGAUGAUCGCACUAUCAAACUUCAGGGAGAUAAUGAUAUGGAACUGACAUCGUCAGAGAAAACCAAGCCUAAAGUCGUCUCCGACAACUGUGAUGUAAGUAUACCGCCGCUUUUUUUUGGAUCGCAACUUCAGUAGCACGCGUAUGCGCGCGCAGUUGCGUGAUUAAUCAACUUCCUGCUGACAACACUAGUUUCUCAACGUAAGACUUCCCUCUGGUUCUCAAUAAUGUUUAACAGGUGCACGGCAGGUAUAACAGGGUCAUGUAACGUGUGUGUUCCAAUGAACGCCGCCCAUGAAUAAGCGCCGCGGAAGCCCCAUGUAACCAAAAUCAAAAGACGUUUCCGUUAGUAACUGAAAAGAAUAAUACCUAUUAUAUAAAGGAAACAAUUCUUUGUAGCCUCCAACGUUCAAAUAAACGAUGUACCUAGAUUUAGCACCGCAUUCAAGGAGUGAAAAAAAUCUAAUAAGCGGGGCUUUUUCAGUUAGCUACAGUAGUGGUAUUCUGAAAAGCACCCCAGACACAUAUAUAAGUGACUUCGACUAACACUUGGCUCAUCGAUCUAGGCAGUCAAACGAUCGAAACACCAUUUCAGUCGAAACCAAUUCAAGGAGAUUUUGAAGCGAAGUUCUCAUUUUAAUUUUUGUUGUUGUUUGUUUCUUUAUUUUUCCAAUUGUUUGCUUUCUUAUUGUAGAGUAAAGAUGGCUCAUGGCACCAGACUGUGCUUGAGAUUGACACUAAACAAAAGAACGCUUUGCCAGUCAUGGACGUGGCAGCUUAUGAUGUGGGAGACAAGUUAAUUGAACAGAAAUUUACUAUUCAACUCGGACCAGUGUGCUUCGUCUACUAAGAAAGGGCAAAGAAACGGCUUCUUUUGUAUAUUCCGCCUGUUUCAGUGAAAGCUUCCCAAGUUUUAUGAUAACGUACUUAGAGCUGGUUUACACGGAUCCAGACAAAUGUUAAGCCGAUGAACGUUUUAUCUGUGUAACCCGUUUACAUGGAAUCGUGCAAAUUCUGUGACAGAUUGCAGUACUCAGUUACACUGGUCCAGAUAAUUUUUUCAACCGAUAAAUGUUUUACCUGUGCAACCUGUUUACAUGGAAUCUUGCAAAUUCUGUGACAGAUUGCAGUAUUCAGUUACACCGGUCCAAAUAAAAUUUUCAACCGAUGAAUUUUUUGCCUGUGCAACUCGAUCGUUUACACGGAACCGUGCAAAUUCUGUAACAGUUGCACGCCGUACUGUUCACAGGAGUCCGACUCAUAUCAAAGUCGGAUAACUUGGUCCAUGCAUUUACCACGUUAACGGUCCAAACGUUUGCACGGUUCAGGUGUUUACUCGUAGAACUGUACAGGUUAAAAAACUUUGAUCUUCUUAUGCACAUUUUUCUGUUCAAAACUUGCGCGGUUCCGCAGUUCCCGUGUAAACAAAACAGGGAUCCGUGUAAGGUUUUGUCCAUGAAAAAAUUUUUCCGGACCAAUGUAAACGGAGUCUUUGAGCGAUUUUCGCAUGGCCUUGAAAUUAGCUUAACUUACGGGAAUGGAGGAACUAAGGCUUUGUCUACAAAUUUCUUUUUACGUAAUUGUAAAUGCUUAGAAACUUGACCAUUGCCCCGCGCGAAUGGUAUUUAUCUAUUUACGAACUCAACAUCUAAUCUCCGGCGAUGGGUUAAGGACAUAAUUUUUAACAUAGUUCCCGUGUAGACCCUUAAGUUUAUAUGCGGUAAUGAAUUUUAACGAACUCACAUAGACAUAAAUUGAAGCACCUAACGAACGGGAGGAAACGUCUGUAAUUCGUUAAGAAAACAUGGAAAAACACGAAAAUGGCAAGAGGUGUCGAACGGCAAAGUCAGAACGGAUUAAGACACCCGUAAAUUAGCUUUCAUUUUUACUCCUUUAUAGCUAGUCUUCUCUCAAUCCCUUGCUGAUAUUAUGAAAUGCUCUUUUUAUGUACAACUCAACUAACGCGAGAGUUCACAAACAAUCUCCAAGUUCAUUCGAAAAUCGCUCUAUGAACAUGAUAAAAAAAAAAACGUUUCAUCUAUUAGUCGAGCGGGCAUGACGGUUUUUCUUAAUUUGAACGUUCCUUUUAAUUUAUGCGGUUGUAUUACUUGGAAAGCUCAGGUUCAACUUCAUUCCCAGGGUCCUGUCCUACUCGGCCCCCGUAGAAGAGAAAAGGAGAGGAGGACCUUGGGAGCGAGUUUGUCGCAGCGCAUUUAACAUCGUUUGUCAUAAACACUAAAAAUAAGUAACUCAGGUUAAGAAAGUCAACUCUAUUUUGCGAAUAAAGUUGCAAUAAUUGUAUAGCUUUUUAAGCUUUAUUAAUUGGCGUUUAUGCCAGGUAGACUUGACGUUAAAAUGUCGUAUUAAAGUUAUUAAGAUCUU
Molecule: messenger RNA, 18343 nt
Organism: Porites lobata
Lineage: Eukaryota; Metazoa; Cnidaria; Anthozoa; Scleractinia; Poritidae
Source: the annotation of a GenBank genome assembly